This is a messenger RNA of Onychostruthus taczanowskii (white-rumped snowfinch), 813 nucleotides long. RefSeq names its product dromaiocalcin-1-like. Bases 66 to 584 code for a protein of 172 amino acids. The transcript has 5 exons. The record is from RefSeq and is a predicted model, not a curated record. Lineage: Eukaryota; Metazoa; Chordata; Aves; Passeriformes; Passeridae. Gene Ontology annotation, molecular function: signaling receptor activity.
UGCAGGGGUGGGUGCCCGGCCGCUCCCCCCGCCCCUGCAGCCCCCCCGUUGCAGGAAGGCUGAGGAUGGGUCCUGCCGCCUUCCUGGGGCUCUGCCUGCUGGGCUGCCUGGUGCUGCCCCCCUCCCUGCCGGGGGCUCAGGCCACCAGGUGUCCCCGGGGGUGGCUGUCCUUCGAGGGACACUGCUAUGGCUACUUCGGACAGCAGCUGAGCUGGAGGAGGGCUGAGGCGUGGUGCCAGGCCACCCGCGGGGGCCACCUGGCGUCGCUGCACAGCCCCGAGGAGCACCGGGCGCUCGCCGCCUUCAUCGCCCGGCGGCCGCGGCGGGGAGAGGACGACGAGGAGGGGGAGAAGGAGAGGGAGAGGGAGAGGGACAAGGAGGAGAGCGUCUGGAUCGGGCUGCACCGGCGGCGCCAGGGCUGGCUCUGGGCUGACGGGUCCCCGCGGCACUACUGGGCCUGGGAGGGGGACGAUGGCCCCAAGGGACAUCCCUGCAUCGCCCUGGAGGACUCGGCAGGGUUCAUGGCCUGGGAGGGCGAGGCCUGCGGCGAGCGCAAACCCUUCGUCUGCAAAUACGAAGCCUAGAGGGGCUAGGGGCCUGGGGGGGCUGUCCCCAACCCCUGUGCAGCCCCCCGAGCCUGGGCCUGUCCCCAAACCCCUGUCCCAGACCCCACUGCCUGCUCCCAAUCCCACCCCUGCUGUGCUGCCCCCCAAACCCCACCUCCCCCUCCCAAUUCCACCUCCUGUCCCCCAAACCCUGUCCCAGAUCCCAAACCCUUCUCCCAGUCCUGCCCCCACUGUCUUGCUCCCCAAA